AUGACAGACCAUCCAGAUCAACCGUUCACAGGCCAGGAGUAUGCUCUAGAUGACAUUGUAAAACUCAUCAAAACUGGAAAGGCAACCCGUAUUGUCGUUCUAGCAGGGGCAGGAAUCUCCACAGCAGCUGGAGUGCCCGACUUCAGAUCACCAGCAACAGGCCUCUACGACAAACUGGCGCCAUUAAAACUUCCCUUCCCGGAAGCCAUCUUCCACAUCAACUAUUUCCGACACACGCCAGAACCAUUCUACGCGAUAGCGAGAGCCCGCAAUCCCAAAAACCUCCAACCAACAAUUUCGCACGCAUUUCUGGCCUUGCUGGCUAAGAAGAACCUGCUGGAUUUUGUGUUCACGCAGAACAUCGAUGGCCUUGAGCUGGAUGCCGGUGUCCCCGCCGAGAAAGUACUUUCCUGUCAUGGGAACUGGAAGAGUCAGCGAUGUCAUAAAUGCAAGACACCAUACCCGGAUGGACCUAUGGCUGAGGCAAUUGAGACAGGGCAGGUGCCGUACUGCCAGGUCCCAGAUUGUGGUGGCGCGGUCAAACCGGAUGUUGUUUUCUUUGGGGAACCUCUUCCCGCCGCCUUUGAAGUUGAGGAGAAGAGGGUAUUUGGCGCAGACUUGAUGAUUGUUAUGGGGACAAGUCUCAAGGUGGCGCCAUGUGCAAGACUUCCCCGUCAGGUGAAAGAGGGAACACCCAGAUUGCUCGUCAAUAUGGUGCAGGUCGGGGAUUUUGGGACCCGACCUUCGGACGUGUGUAUCCUUGGGUCGUGUGAUGACGGUGUGCGGCAGCUGGCUGAUUCAUUGGGUUGGAGAGAAGAGCUGGAGAGCCUUUGGACACAUGCUGUCGCUGGUAAGCAAGUGGAAGUGAACACAGAUGAUGUGAAGACUUUGGAUGAGUGUAUUGAAGAGCUGGCGGAGAGAAUGAGAAUUGCAGGGAAGAUCUCAGAUGGGCAUAAGAGAAUGCUAGAGAAGCACUUGGAGGAAAAGUUUGCGAAUGUCCUUCCUAAGCCUCCUAUUAGUUGA
Molecule: messenger RNA, 1023 nt
Organism: Aspergillus oryzae RIB40
Lineage: Eukaryota; Fungi; Ascomycota; Eurotiomycetes; Eurotiales; Aspergillaceae
Exons: 1
Coding region: 1-1023 (340 amino acids)
Molecular function (GO): histone deacetylase activity, NAD-dependent; NAD+ binding
Source: RefSeq, a predicted model, not a curated record